Molecule: messenger RNA, 2319 nt
Organism: Brassica napus (rape)
Lineage: Eukaryota; Viridiplantae; Streptophyta; Magnoliopsida; Brassicales; Brassicaceae
Exons: 2
Coding region: 200-823 (207 amino acids)
Source: RefSeq, a predicted model, not a curated record
GGUGUUUCGCUUGGCAGGAACCACAUUGAAAUAUAGCACGGCGUUUCACCCGCAGACUGAUGGACAGUCUGAGGUCCUUGACUGAUGUUUGGAGACGUAUCUGCGGUGUUUCUUUUCGUCUCAUCCUCGGACAUGGCAUUCAUAUUUGGCGUGGGCCGAGUUAUGGUACAAUACCACGUAUCAUAAGUCUUUAAAGACAAUGCCGUUCAAGGUUGUUUAUGGGAGAGAUCCUCCACCUAUUUUGCGUUUUGAGAAGGGAUCUACUUCUAACUUUGAAUUUGAGCAGGCCUUGAAAGAGAGAAAUGAUAUGUUGCAAUAUCUUAAGAAAAAUCUGUUGAGGGCGCAAGAGAUAAUGAAGAAUCAAGCUGAUAAGUCUCGUAGGGAUGUGGAAUUGAAAGUGGGUUCAAUGGUGUAUCUCAAACUUCAGCCCUAUAGACAGAACACGAUGGGGAGACGUUUUUGUCAGGAGUUAGCGGCCAAGUUCUAUGGUCCAUAUACAUCCAGUCUUACAAGUUCUAUGGUGUUGGAACGUGUGGGGAGUACGGCUUACAAAUUGCAGUUACCACCGGAGGCUCGUAUACAUCCAGUCUUUCACGUGUCGCAGUUGAAAUUGGCUUUGGGAGUACAUGAGCAGAGUGAAGUGUUACCUCCGGGCUGUAUUGUCGAUAGUGAUGUUCCUGUUGAACCAGAGAAUAUAGUGGAUACUCGCUAUGGUCCGAAAGGAGUUGGAGUUAUUGAUCAGGUGUGUUGGGAAUUCAUCUUUGGAGGAUUCUUGGAUGGAUUAUAUGGAAUUUACUUCCUGUUUUCCAGAUUAUCAGCUUGAGGGCAAGCUGAAUUUCGAUGGGAGAAGUAUUGAUAGAUACAAGAGAGUGUAUUAUCGCAAGAAGAAGAACAAAGGAGGGAAAGAUGAGGCUGGUGAGGUGGCUUUAGCCACGGAAGAGUGAUUAAAAUAAAGAAGGGAGGAAGCUUUGGUUUCGAAAAGAUUCUUUCAAGUAUUUGAAUAAAAGGAAAGGAGGGGAAAGCUUCAGCUUCAUCUAGAGUCUUUUCAGUUAUAGAUUUUAAAUAACAUCUCGUUAUUCAGUUGAAGUUUCAUGCUUGUAUUGUUGAGUGUAGAAGACGAUAUGAGUCUCUGCUUCUCGUUCGCUAUGAGGAUGAUGACGAGUGGUCAAUAACUAUGAUAUUGAUUCACGAGUUGUACUUACAAGUUUGAUUCAAUACUUAAUUCAAUUCUUAAAGUUCGUUACAAGGAUUUCUAAAAUAUAUAUCAGAGUACCGUUUCAAAACAUUUAUCAUAAACAUAACCUUUAAACUUUAAAUUUAAAUAUUUUAGUUCACAUUUUAAAUAAAUUCAAACUGUGUAAAAUAAAUUUUAUAUUGUCCAACAUAUAAAUUAAUAAAAUAAUACAUCAAAUUUAUAUUCAAAUGUACCAAAUAUAAGCUAUUAAAUAACAUAAGAAGAGAAAAAAAAUAAACACUGCCAUUCACAAUAAUAUAACUCUACACGGAUCGUCAUCAUUACCGUCGGAUUGAUCGCAAUUCAACGGACAAAAUAGAGUAGAAAGAUAAUUACAAAAAUCUGAUUUGUCAAAAUGAAUUGACCAAUAAGGGGUAAGGAUGAGGAUCACACUCUCUUUUGACCAAAGCCGUUGAUUAAGUAAAUCUAAUGGACCAAAAUGAACAAGAUGAAAAGAUGUAUUUCUUCAUCUCUCUCCUCUUACCCCUCGUAUUCUUCUCUUCCACUUUCUCUAUCUCUCAUCUUCUUCUUAUGCCUUAAACAAAAUCGUCUCAACCACCAUCACCAUAAACGAAUCAGUGUCAACCCCCAUCACAAUAAACAAAAUCUGUGUCAAUCCCCAUCAGCUCAAACAAAAUCUGUCUCAAUCCCCAUCAGCUCAAACAAAAUCUGUCUCUAGCCAAGAUUUCAAGACACAGUGGAUUUCGACGAGAAGAACAAGUUGAUUUAUGAGAGAUGCUAUUGUCGAGUAAGCGAGCAGAAACUCCGGAGGACCUGUGCCGUAGAAGGUGUUGGAGGCUAAAGAAGGUUGAUUGUGGUGGUCUCGGCGUAAACAGUGGUGGUCUCGACGUCGACAAUGGUGACAGCAAGGUGGAGGAGGCUGAAGAAGCUUAACUGUGGUCUUGGCUGGGUCUCGGCGUCAAAAAGGAGUGCGGCGGAGAUUGAAGAAGAACGUGGUUUUGUUAGGUUUAGUUAGGUUUAGUUAGGGUUAGUUAAUAAACCGGGUAUGUAUGUAAACCAGUUUUUAUAAUAAACCGAUAUCAUUUGUAAACCAAAAAUUUAAUAAUAAAUAAUUUAUUCUCAAA